Molecule: messenger RNA, 2266 nt
Organism: Mercurialis annua (annual mercury)
Lineage: Eukaryota; Viridiplantae; Streptophyta; Magnoliopsida; Malpighiales; Euphorbiaceae
Product: probable LRR receptor-like serine/threonine-protein kinase At5g63710
Exons: 11
Coding region: 260-2128 (622 amino acids)
Biological process (GO): protein phosphorylation
Molecular function (GO): ATP binding; protein kinase activity; protein binding
Source: RefSeq, a predicted model, not a curated record
GACCGAUUAUUAGCCCAUAGUAUGAGAAUGGGGGAAGUAUGUGGGAGGAUGUGUUUGAUCCGGUUGUACAGUUGAAUUGGGCGAUUUUGAUAUUUAGUGGGUGAAUUGAUGGUUUAUUGUAGAAAUAAUAAAAUGAAUUAUGGGUGUGGCAUCUGCUACUAUUGUUUUUUGAUUUUGAUUAAUUAAACGUAGUGGGAUUCUCAUUCUCAUCCCACUUCCUCGGUUGCUUUCUGGGUCCCUCCCUUUUAGUUUUGGCACAAUGAUUAAUCCAUUUCAUCAUUCCCACAAUUUUGUGUUUGCAGGUAUCAGAUUUCAUCUUCUUUUGCAAUUUGGUCCAUAUUUAGUUGGUGGGAGGAAAAUACAAAUGGUGGCAACAUGUUUCUCAACAGCCAUCACCUGUCUCCUAUUCCUUAAUUUUGUAGCUGUUGCUUAUACCUCCAAGGAUCCUGACCUACAAGGUGAAGCUUUGAUUGAGCUUCUUAGAGGACUCAAUGAUUCGAAUCACCGAAUGGCGGAUUGGAAUUACUUUUUUGUUAGCCCUUGCUUUAGUUGGUCUCAUGUCACUUGCACAAAUGGAAAUGUCAUAUCCCUGAGCUUGGCUUCAAAUGGAUUUUCUGGAACCCUUUCACCUGCAAUCACCAAACUGAAGUUCUUGGUUAACUUGGAACUGCAGAACAAUAAUUUAUCUGGGUCAUUGCCUGAUUAUCUUGCCAACCUGGUGCACCUUGAAAAUCUAAAUCUUGCUAAUAAUAAAUUCCAAGGUUCUAUACCUAGCAGUUGGGGAAAGCUGGUUAACUUAAAGCGUAUGGAUAUUUCUUCAAACAACUUAAUCGGACGAGUACCAGUGCAACUAUUUUCAAUUCCUGAGUUCAAUUUUACAGCGACAGGUCUUACUUGUGGCUCCAAUUUGGCAGAACCUUGCAUCUCAAGGUCUCCUGCAGUUCCAACCAAGAAGUCAAGACUGAAAAUCAUUGUCAUUACCGCAUGCUGUGGCGCUUUCAUACUUUUGCUCCUUGGCUUUGCAUGCCAAUAUCAUAGAUCCCGCAGACUCAAACAUGAUGUUUUUGUUGAUGUUGCUGGUGAAGAUGACCGCAAAGUCUCUUUUGGACAGCUUAGAAGAUUUUCUUGGCGUGAAAUCCAACUGGCUACUGGCAAUUUCAGUGAAAACAACAUAAUUGGACAGGGAGGAUUUGGAAAAGUGUAUAAAGGCGUCCUUUCAGACAACACAAAGAUUGCCGUAAAACGUCUUUCAGAUUGUAAUAGUCCAGGAGGAGAGGCUGCUUUCCAUAGAGAGGUUCAAAUUAUUAGUGUUGCAGUUCAUAAGAAUCUUUUACGGUUGAUUGGGUUUUGUACAACUUCCUCGGAGAGAAUCCUUGUUUAUCCGUAUAUGCAAAAUCUCAGUGUUGCAUAUCACCUGAGAGAGUUAAAAGCCGGAGAAAAGGGGCUGGAUUGGGAUACAAGGAGACGCGUGGCCUUUGGUGCAGCUCAUGGGUUGGAGUAUCUGCAUGAGCAUUGUAAUCCUAAGAUAAUACACCGUGAUUUAAAGGCUGCCAACAUUCUCUUAGAUGACCAUUUUGAAGCUGUUGUUGGAGAUUUUGGGCUAGCAAAGGCAGUCGACACACAGCUGACUCAUGUGACGACUCAGGUACGUGGUACAAUGGGUCAUAUUGCCCCAGAAUAUUUGUCGACUGGAAAAUCUUCAGAAAAGACUGAUGUUUUUGGAUAUGGGGUAACACUUCUGGAAUUGGUGAAUGGUAAGCGUGCAAUCGAUCUUGCCCGACUAGAUGAGGAAGAGGAUGUUCUUUUGAUUGAUCAUGCCAAAAAGUUGGUCAGAGAAAAUAGAGUGGAUGACAUUGUGGAUGGAAACUUGAAGUGUUAUGACCGGAAACAAGUAGAGAUAUUGGUGAAGGUUGCUCUGCUUUGCACCCAAAGCUCACCGGAACUGCGCCCGAGAAUGGCGGAAGUGGUGAAGCUGCUUCAAGGAACGGGCCUGACAGAGAGAUGGACGGAGUGGGAGCAGCUGGAGGACGUCAGGAAUCAAGAGUUCUCACUCAUGUCUUCCCACUUUCUCUGGCCUGAACAUUCCACUCUUCACCAAGAAGCUAUUCAAUUGUCCAACCCGAGAUGAUCGAUCAUGCUUUUUAACCUAAUACUGACUACAGGAAAUGAGAACUACCGUGUAUGCCUUUGUUUAUACCUUUUUUUUCUAAUUCCUAUUUACAGCUCUAAUUUAACUCAUUUAAUAUGCUAAUUCGAUCCAUCUCAA